CAGUUAAGGGAUAGCAUUUAGAGUUCGCAACUUCAUUUGUUGAUUCUUUCGAAGAAAUUCUUAGUUCGAUUACGUGUAAAUGGAACUUAAAUUUGGUUCCCGCUUCUUGUGCUGUGCUGCACUGCAGGUACAACAGCCUCUAAUUCAACUACUAUCUAUGGAUUCAGACAUUGUAAAUCUGUAAUAAAAUGCACAUGGCCGCCUAAAACCAUUUUCUAAAUCUUUCUUUCAAUGACCAUUAAUCUAUUUAACUCUCAAAUUCGCGAAGCUGUAAAUCAAAACUGUGCCCACAAAGCCAUUUCCCUCUUCCGCCAAUUGAAACAGAAAGGCAUAGAACCCAACAACUUUACUUUUCCUUUCAUAUCAAAAGCCUGUGCUAAGCUCUCCAAUCUGCACUACUCUCAGGUCAUCCAUACCCAUGUCAUAAAGUCCCCAUUUUACUCCAAUGUCUUUGUACAAACAGCAUUACUUGAUAUGUAUGUGAAAUGUCAUCAAUUAGAUAUAGCGUACAACGUGUUUGUGAAAAUGCCCAAGAGAGAUGUUACUUCGUGGAAUGCGAUGCUUUUGGGUUUUGCUCAACUGGGGUUUUCGGAGAGAGUGUUCUGUAUGUUCCGGGAGAUGAGGUUUGCAGGGGUUUUUCCUGAUUCAGUUACGCUUAUGGGAGUGAGUGGAGCGAUAUCGUGUAUGAAGGAUUUGGAGUUGGCCAAGAGUGUUCACUCAUUUGGAAUUCGUAUUGGGAUACAUAAUGAUGUUUCUGUUGCUAAUACUUGGAUAUCUUUAUAUGCUAAAUGUUAUGAUUUGGCAAUGGCUGAGUCAGUUUUUAAUGGAAUUGAAGUGGGUCUAAGGAGUGUAGUCUCCUGGAAUUCUAUGAUUGCAGGGUAUGCAUAUCUUGAGAAACGUAUUGAUGCUUUGAAUUCUUAUAAACGGAUGCUGCACGAUGGUUUUAUGCCUGAUAUUAGUACCAUUGUUACCCUGCUUUCUUCGUGUUUACAGCCAGAAGCUGUGCGUCAAGGUAUGCAGGUUCAUUCUCAUGGAAUUAGAUUUGGUUGUGAUUCAGAGAUUCAUGUGGCUAAUACUCUUAUAUCUAUGUAUUCCAAAUUUGGAGAUGUUUACUCUGCUAGAUGUUUAUUUGACAGCAUGUGUAACAGAAGCUGUGUUACAUGGACUUCAAUGAUAAGUGGUUAUGCUGAGAAAGGGAAUAUGGAUGAGGCAUUGAAACUAUUUAAUGCUAUGGAAGCUGCUGGUGAGAAGCCUGAUUUGGUUACUGUACUUUCAGUGAUUUCAGGUUGUGGCCAAACUGGUAUUCUUGAAGUCGGAAAAUGGAUUCAUGUUUAUGCUGAUUCUAACUGCUUGAAACAUAAUGUUGUAGUUUGUAAUGCAUUAAUCGACAUGUAUGCAAAAUGCGGAAGUAUAGAUGAUGCAUGGGAUCUCUUCAACACUAUGCCUGAUAGAACUGUUGUCACUUGGACAACCAUGAUUGCAGGUUGUGCUUUGAAUGGAUUAUUUAAAGAAUCCUUAGACCUUUUCUAUCAGAUGAUAGAUUUUGGAUUGAAGCCAAAUCAUGUUACUUUCCUUUCCAUACUUCAAGCUUGCACUCAUGGUGGUUUUCUUGACAAAGGAUGGGAGUGCUUCAAUAUGAUGACCAAAAUUUAUAAACUAAACCCAGGAUUAGAUCAUUAUUCCUGCAUGGCGGAUCUUCUUGGACGUAAAGGAAAAUUAAAAGAGGCAUUGGAGUUUAUUAAAGGUAUGCCUGUCAAACCAGAUGCUGCCAUAUGGAGUGCAUUGCUUACUGCUUGUAGGAUACACUGCAAUGUGGAGAUGGGUGAACAUGCGGCUCGUCACCUUUUUGAAAUGGAGCCACUUGUGUCCUUUCCAUAUGUAGAGAUGGCUAACAUAUAUGCAUCGGCAGGAAUCUGGGAUGGAGUUGCAAGGAUAAGAACAAUUAUGAAAAGUAAAAGGGUGCUGAAGUCUCCAGGACAAAGCCUUGUUGAAGUGAACGGGAAAGCUCAUGCUUUUACUGUCGAAGACAGAGGUCAUUUGGAUAUGGAGGUUGUAUAUGCUGUUUUGGAUGGUCUGGUGUUGCAAUCAAAGGAAGAAGAGUUUUUACCUCAUCCAGCUGUUUCUCCGGGAUGUGAAUUAGAGGCGUCAGUGGCAGUCCAUCCCAAUCCUAGAUGAUUGCUGUUAUACUCGUCGCACAUGUGAUUGUGGCGUAACAUUUCAGGAAGAACCAUCGAAGCAUGUCAUAAGAGCUGUGGAGAAGCCUUGAUAAAAAAUGUCUGAGAAUACUAGAACAUAAGAAAUCAAGAAAAUGGAAGAAUGGUCAUAGCAGUUCCUGAAAACCCUAGUGUCAGAAAAUUUUAAAAGGAUUGAUGGAUCCUUGGCAGAUUUUAAAGCAAUGUUGAUGAACUUGCAAAGAAUGCAUCCAGCUGCCAGAUAUUAGUGGUGGUGGAGCAAUUGGGUGGCCAUACUUAGACUGCUUCAGCCAUUGCCUUAGGAUAUAUGGAUUUUAUAAAAGGGCUUCCUAAGUCUUAUGGGAAAGAGGCUAUAUCUGUUGUAGCGGACAGAUUGAGCAAGUAUUUAACUCAUCCUUGCACUGCUGAAUUAGUGGCUCAAUGUUUUUCUAGACAGUGGUUUCAAGCUUUAGUGAUAGGGAUGGCAUUUUUUUGAUUAUCUUCUAGCAGGAUUAUUCAGGUUACAAGGCAUCAUUUAGUUCAUUCAAUAGCAAACCAUCGUCAGACAGAUGGACAAACUUAGGUGGUCAAGAGAUGUCUGGAAACAUAUCUCAGGCCUUCAGCCAAGUUUUAUGGCACCCUUUGAUCGAGAUUUUGGAUAGAAUUGGCCAAGUUGCUCAUAAGUUGGAUUCGUGCUACUUUUCGUGUCUCUGAAUCGAAGAAAAGGGUACCUACCUUACCUUGUAAUAGAUCUAUGAAUCCUCUUUCUGCCUCCUCCUUGUAUAGGCCCUAUUCCUGUUGCAAUCUAAGAUACAAGGAAGAAAUCAUUGAGGAGGAUGCUACUUAAUUGGGAGUUUGUUGAUGAUACUGCUAUUCUAGAUAUGAGUGUUCGGAUUGCUGAGUUGGACGGUGGAGAUUAAGAAUUCUGUUGUAAAUUGGCAUGUGUUCUGUAAUUGAUUCUUUAGCUUCUAACAACUUUAUAGGUAGGUGAGAAAUAAUGCAUUGUGUUGUGAUAAUCAAAAGAUGGAUCUCUCAUUUUUGUAAUUGCAUCUCUUUUCCUCUCAAUUAUAAGCUUUCCAAUUCUUAGUUA
Ricinus communis (castor bean) is the source of this 3261-nucleotide messenger RNA. Its product is annotated as pentatricopeptide repeat-containing protein At4g19191, mitochondrial. The record is from RefSeq and is a predicted model, not a curated record. Bases 232 to 2175 code for a protein of 647 amino acids. Gene Ontology annotation, biological process: RNA modification. Gene Ontology annotation, cellular component: intracellular membrane-bounded organelle. Gene Ontology annotation, molecular function: RNA binding; protein binding. The transcript has 4 exons. Lineage: Eukaryota; Viridiplantae; Streptophyta; Magnoliopsida; Malpighiales; Euphorbiaceae.